Penicillium brevicompactum is the source of this 525-nucleotide messenger RNA. RefSeq lists its product as uncharacterized. Gene Ontology annotation, biological process: RNA processing. Bases 1 to 525 code for a protein of 174 amino acids. The transcript has a single exon. NCBI's taxonomy places the organism in Eukaryota, Fungi, Ascomycota, Eurotiomycetes, Eurotiales, Aspergillaceae. The record is from RefSeq and is a predicted model, not a curated record. Gene Ontology annotation, molecular function: ribonuclease III activity.
AUGCCCUCAUUCACGACAGCCGAACGCAUCCACGCGGUGGAAGUCAUUAUCAACUAUGAGUUCCAUGACAAAUAUCUUCUUGUGAAGGCCCUGGAAGCUGCCGGGGCCACCAUGGCCGGCCAGGGCAAUAAGCGGCUUGCUCUUAUCGGGGACGCUGCCCUAAGGCUCGUUCUUUAUGAGUUUGGUUAUGAAGACGAAGCUUCCAUUCGUGAGACCCCUCAAUAUAUACUUAUAUAUUUUGUCAUUCCUUGUCCAAAUGUUGAUGAGAAUGUUAAUGAGAUGAAAGGUGACAUGACGAAUGCACAGAAUACUCGGGCCACAAACGAAAACCUAGCGAAGAUAGGCUUUUCCCUGGGUAUCGACGCCUACAUCCAGCUGAAUCCUUCAGCCCAGGGCGUCGUCCCUGAGCGGCUGAUGGCAACUACCAUCGAGGCCAUCAUCGGCGCUGUCUAUCUCGACCGUAAUAAGGACAUUAUGGUCGUACGUCGCCUGAUUAUUCAUCUGUGCGUCAUGCCGACGCUCUAA